AUGUGUUCACCAUCACCUGGAAAACGUCGAAUCGAUACAGAUGUUAUUAAACUUCUUGAAUCAAAUCAUCAAGUGACAAUUAUGUCAGGUCUUAAUGAAUUUAUGGUUAAAUUUGCCGGACCACGUGACACUGAAUAUGAAGGUGGUAUAUGGAAUAUUCGAGUUGAUCUAUCCGAUAGAUAUCCUUUUAAAUCUCCAUCAAUCGGUUUCAUGAAUCGUAUAUUUCAUCCAAACAUCGAUGAGAUGUCCGGCACUGUUUGUCUUGAUGUAAUCAAUCAAACAUGGACUCCAAUGUACGAUCUAACGAAUAUAUUUGAAUCAUUUCUUCCACAAUUACUUGCUUAUCCAAAUCCGGUGGAUCCGUUAAAUGGUGAUGCCGCAGCUUUGUAUCUACACAAACCAGACGACUAUAAGAAAAAAGUUCGAGAAUAUGUGCAACGUUUUGCUACCGCUGAUAUGGCUGAUGGUUUAUCGGCGACAUGCGAUGGGCAAUCAUCAUCAGAACAUCAGACAAAUGGUUUAAAUAGCUCAAAUCAAACAAAUAAAAACGAAUCAGAUGAUGAAAUAUUAAGUGAUUUUAGUGAAGAUGAAGCUGCUGAUAUGGAUUUAGAAUAA
This is a messenger RNA of Rotaria socialis, 615 nucleotides long. Lineage: Eukaryota; Metazoa; Rotifera; Eurotatoria; Philodinida; Philodinidae. The record is from the annotation of a GenBank genome assembly.